AUGCUGUCGAAGACCGGUGCCGAGAAGGAGGCCAUGGUCGUUGAUCCUCCCGCAGCCGCCGAGAUGGCCAUCCCGGUUACCAAGGGCGUCGGCAAGACUCCCAGCAAGGCCAAGGCUUUUGCUGGGCUGAACAAGGCCUUCAGGGGCUCCCACCGGACCUCCCCUGUAAAGAAGCCUCGCGAUCUGAAGACCCGCUCCUUCUCCCUUGCCUCCGUGACCUCCCACCUGAGCACUUCAAUCGGUGGUCUGAUCCACUUCAGGUCCAAGGCUAUCUGA
Molecule: messenger RNA, 276 nt
Organism: Auxenochlorella protothecoides
Lineage: Eukaryota; Viridiplantae; Chlorophyta; Trebouxiophyceae; Chlorellales; Chlorellaceae
Exons: 2
Coding region: 1-276 (91 amino acids)
Source: RefSeq, a predicted model, not a curated record